AUGUCAUCUUCGAUAGAUAAAGAAAAAUCGGUUUCGACAACUAUUACCGUAGAACAUGGAGUUGAUCCUACUAAAGUAGCAACAAAAACUAUCUAUACUGGAGCCAAAAUACCAGUAAUCGGUCUUGGGACAUUUGGCUCGGAUAAAUAUUCUGAUGAAGACGUGGCCAAAGCUGUCUUAGAUGCAGCAGCACAUGGCUAUCGUCAUUUUGAUUGUGCUUCCGUUUACGGAAAUGAAAAACGUAUUGGUCAGUCGCUGAAGACUAUUCUUGAUGGUGGUGUUAAACGAGAAGAUUUGUUCAUAACGUCGAAAUUAUGGAACGACAAACAUGCUGAAGAAGAUGUUAUUCCUCAAUGUAAACAGUCGUUGAAAGACCUUCAACUAGACUAUUUGGACUUGUAUCUGAUUCAUUGGCCAUUUUUGAAUCAUCACGCCAAGGGAGUAUCGGCUGAUGCACGUGAUCUACAAGCGAAACCGUACUCACAUGAUGCGUAUAUGAAAACAUGGCGACAAAUGGAAAAAUUGGUUGAAUUGGGUCUUGUACGCCAUAUUGGUACGUCGAAUGUAACCAAACCAAAGUUAGAAUUAAUUUUAAGAGAUGCAAAAAUUAAACCAGCCGUUAACCAAAUGGAGUUGCAUCCUCAUUUUCAACAACCAGAUUUAUUCGAAUUUGUGACUAAACAGGGCAUUAUUCCUGUUGCCUUCAGCCCUUUAGGAUCUCCCAGUCGACCUGAACGUGAUCGAACACCAACGGAUUCAGUACCCAUGGAUGAUCCAGUCAUUGUAGAAAUAGCACACAGAUUGAAUAUUGAUUCUGCCAGUGUUUGUAUAAUAUGGGCAAUUCAGCGUGGUGCAGUUCCCAUCCCCUUUUCAGUAAAAAGAGUUCAGUAUUUGAAUAUAUUAAAAGCAGUAGUUGGUGAACGGUUAACAGAUGAUGACAUGCAAAAAAUAAGUGCAAUUGAAAGAAAUAAUCGUUUUAUUAAAGGACAUGUUUUCUUAUGGCCGGGAGCGAAAGACUGGAAUGCGCUUUGGGAUCGGGAUGAUCAAAUUUCUGAAUGA
Messenger RNA from Didymodactylos carnosus, 1059 nucleotides. Lineage: Eukaryota; Metazoa; Rotifera; Eurotatoria; Philodinida; Philodinidae. The record is from the annotation of a GenBank genome assembly.